Parastagonospora nodorum SN15 is the source of this 4320-nucleotide messenger RNA. RefSeq lists its product as hypothetical. Gene Ontology annotation, molecular function: RNA binding; 5'-3' RNA exonuclease activity. The transcript is spliced from 2 exons. Gene Ontology annotation, cellular component: nucleus. NCBI's taxonomy places the organism in Eukaryota, Fungi, Ascomycota, Dothideomycetes, Pleosporales, Phaeosphaeriaceae. Bases 1 to 4320 code for a protein of 1439 amino acids. Gene Ontology annotation, biological process: rRNA catabolic process; nuclear-transcribed mRNA catabolic process. The record is from RefSeq and is a predicted model, not a curated record.
AUGGGUGUCCCAAAGUUCUUUCGAUGGAUGUCCGAGCGCUAUCCGGGCAUCUCUCAGCUUAUUGCGGAGAAUCGCAUUCCCGAGUUCGACUGUCUCUAUCUUGACAUGAACGGUAUCAUUCACAACUGCACGCACAACGACUCCGAUGGCGCGACUGCCCGUAAAUCCGAGGACCAGAUGUUCCUCGACAUCUUUAACUACAUCGAGCAUUUGUUUGGCAAGAUCAAGCCCAAGCAGCUCUUCUUCAUGGCCAUCGAUGGUGUCGCCCCGCGCGCCAAGAUGAACCAGCAGCGUGCGCGUCGUUUCAGGACCGCUCUCGAUGCGGAGAAGGCCCGUGACAAGGCCAUCCGUGAGGGCGUCGAGAUGCCCAAGGAGGAAGCAUUUGAUAGCAAUUGCAUUACUCCCGGUACCGCGUUCAUGGCGAAGCUCACGCAGCAACUGAAGUACUUCAUAAACAAGAAGGUCUCCGAGGACAUGGAUUGGCAGGGCGUGGAAGUCGUUCUGUCUGGUCACGAGGUACCCGGAGAAGGAGAACACAAAGUCAUGGAGUAUAUCCGCCAGGCAAAGGCACAACCGGGUUACGACCCAAACCGCCGCCACUGCUUGUACGGCCUCGACGCAGAUCUGAUCAUGUUGGGUCUGCUUAGCCACGACCCUCAUUUCUGCUUGUUGCGUGAGGAGGUGACUUUUGGUCGCCAGAGCCAGACCAAGUCCAAGGAGUUGGAACACCAGAACUUUUACCUCAUGCACCUUUGCAUUGUUCGAGAAUAUCUGGAGCUGGAAUUCCAGGAAUUAGCAGAGCCUGGUGCUCUCGGCUUUCCAUUUGAUAUGGAGCGAGUCAUUGACGAUUUCAUCCUUAUGGCUUUCUUUGUUGGUAACGAUUUCCUUCCCAAUCUUCCGCACUUGCACAUCAACGAGGGUGCUUUAGCUCUCAUGUUCAACGUCUACAAGACGGUGCUACCCAAGGGUAAAGGGUACAUUAAUGAGGAGGGUGUCAUAAACAUGGAACGUCUUGUUCUUCUGCUCGACGAAUUGUCGCAGAUUGAAUACCGACACUUCGAAUCAGAAAACGCAGAUGCCGCAUGGUUCAAGGGGAAGCGUUUAGAGAAGGAGGAUGUCAUGCAGAAGACUGCACGGCGUGGUACAGUUAUCAUGUCGACGCAACAGAAGCAGCUCUUCUCCAAGAUCAAGAGCUGGUUAGGACAUUAUUUGGAGAAGAAGGAGCCGGCCCCGCUGGAUCUACCAGUGGAACUAAACGCAGAAGAUCGCAAGUUCGUUCAGGAGUUGGCAGACAAGUUGCACUUGGUGUGGAAGACUGUUCAAAAUGACGACGGCGACCGUCACAUUCAGGUGUCAGCGCCUCCUAAGCUGGUUGAGGACGAUGAAGAUGACGAAGACGACAACAUGGACGACGAAUCAACCAAGGCCAUCACGCGGGUCAUUCAGAAGUACGAGGCCGCCAAGAUUGUUGACAUUUCAGCCGAAGAUGCCCAGAACGAGAUGCAGAAGAAGUAUGACGAGAAGUUCGAUGCCUGGAAGAACGACUACUACAAGAGCAAGUUCGAAUGGGACCGCAGCAAUGAGGAGGAGUUGCGCAAGCUCACUGAGAACUACGUGCAAGGUCUGCAGUGGGUACUAUACUACUAUUACCGUGGUGUAGCAUCCUGGCCAUGGUACUACGGUUACCACUACUCGCCCAUGAUCUCUGACGUGAAGAGGGGAAUCAAAGCGAACAUCGACUUUAAACUUGGCCAACCCUUCAAGCCUUUCCAGCAGUUGAUGGGCGUUUUGCCAGAUCGAAGUAAAUCGAUCGUACCAAAGGCAUACCAUCCUCUCAUGACAAGCGAAGACUCACCGAUUAUCGACUUCUACCCACGAGACUUUACCCUCGACAUGAAUGGCAAGAAGCAGGACUGGGAGGCAGUGGUCAAAAUUCCAUUCAUUGAAGAGGACCGCCUGUUGAAGGCAAUGGCCACCAAAGAGGAUGAUCUCACUGCAGAUGAGAAGUCUCGCAACUCCUUUGGGGUCUCGCUCAAGUUCACGUAUUCGAGGGAUUUGGACUUUAUCUACCCAUCGUCUCUACCUGGAGUGUUUCCUGAUCUACCACACUGCAAGUGUAUCGAGAACAUUUACGAAUUGCCGACUAUGGAAGGUCUUGAGUACUACAUUGGUCUCAUGGACGGUGUCAAGACAGGAUCAGCUGCGUUGGCUGGUUUCCCAAGUCUCAAGGUCUUGCCGUUCCAUGGCAAGCUUGAGUUCGCCAGUGUCAACAUCUUUCAGCAAGACAGUCGCAACGAGAGCAUGACGAUCACCCUCCUGGAUACCGCGCCACGACAGCCAGUGAGCCACGCGAAAGAGAAGCUCGGCAAGGCGGUCCAUGUGGGAUACCCCUUUUUGCAUGAGGCGAAAGUAGUCAAAGUGGCUGACGAGCUCUUUGACUAUGUGUUGCCGGAGUCAGGGCCAUCAGUCCCAGUUGCAAUCCCGCACGACUCACGACAGAUUUCCGAUUGGAAGAAGACGGCCGACCGCAUCGAAAAGUUCUACAGCAAGCGCCUGGGCAUUAUGAUCGGUGAAAUUGAAUCCCUUGUGUAUGUAGAAAUGCUCAAGGGUCUCCGAAAGACCGAUGAAGGUGCAACUAUCAAGGAGUAUGGCGAGGUCCAGGGUGCGGGCGUGGAGUACGCCACUCAGACCAUUGUCGACCAGGUCAUCAGCGAGGACACUCGUUUCCUAGAGAAGGAGGCAUUGCCCAUCGAAGAAGAAUUCCCAGAGGGUGCGCGAGCAUUUUACCUUGGUGACUACGCGUAUGGCCGACCUCUGCAAGUUGUUGGCCACGCUGAGAAUAAGGCCACUAUCAUGGUUGCGAAGCUGAAGAAGCAGGAGCCGGAUUUUGGACGUGCUAUUGUCAGAAGGGCGGAACAGACGACGCCAUACUUGCCCUCGUAUGUUGUCGCACGUUCAUUGAACAUGCCUCCACUAGCAUUGUCCAAGUUGACUUCCGCAUUCAAUGUCAACUCAAGCGGUCUCAAGCUGAACAUUGGUUUGAACUUGAAGUUCGAGGCGAAGAAGCUCAAGGUCUUGGGCUAUUCCAGGAAGUCCGCGAACGGCUGGGAGUACAGCCAGAAGGCUAUUGACCUGCUUGCUCAGUACAUGAUCAAAUUUCCUGACUUUGUUGCUGCUAUCAUCAACAAUCCCACCGGUGACGGCUGGCAGGACACGGACUUCUACGCCCCCGAAGUCGCCAAGCAGAAGAUCAAGGAGAUUGUUGCGUGGUUGAAGGAGGUCCAGACGAAGAGUUUCGAAAAAGUUCCCCUGGAUGCGGAGCAGCUCGACUCAGAUACUGUCAAGCUGAUCGAGCAGGCUGCCGAUGCCAACUUGCCUAUCACACAGGAUGUCGAGCCGAAGAAGAUUGGCAAAGUUCCGCGCAACGCCUUGUUGAAGCCUUCCGAUGCGGAGCAACGCCUCCAUGACCAAGAGUUCACGAUUGGUGAUCGCAUUGUCUAUGUUCAGGAUUCUGGAAGAGUUCCCAUUGGAUCUGCCGGCACAGUGAUUGGAAAGACGAGGACCGCCCGUGUCAUGCUACUCGAUGUUGUUUUCGACGCAACCUUCAUGAGCGGCACUUCACUUGGCGACCGAUGCUCACCUUUUAGAGGCUCUACCGUUCCUUCCACCGCUGUUCUGAACAUGACUGAUCGUCAGGUCGUGUCAUACUCAUCAGCUGGAACUGCCAAGCGUCCGCAGCAGGCUCCUUCGUCGUACAACAUGCCCAAAUUUGGUGCUCCCGGUGGACCACAACUUCAACCUGCUGGCGCUCCACCACCUCUACGUGGCUCAUACCGAGGUGCCUUUGGUGGUGCCAAUGGCAAUGGAGUGUCCCGCGGAGGGCGCGGCGGUGGUGCUGCGCCGCGACAGAAUGGUGCACCGCAACAAGGCGCCGAACAGACCCUGCCCAUCCACGGCGGACCACCACGUGGCGGUCGCGGUGGCUUUGCUGCACGCGGACAAGCAAACGGAAACCAGUUUCAAAACCAGAACCAGAAUCCCAACGGGAACCACAUGCGCGGCCGUGGCGGAGCUCAGGACUUUGUUCCUCGUGGCCGUGGCGGCCCCAAAGGUAACCGCGGUGGCUUCACUGUCACCGACAUGAGCGAUCCUUCUGAGGGCGUCGUUCCGAACAACCCCAACUUUCGCCCGCAGAACUACUCGAACGUGCCUCCGCCAGCUAACCUAGAUGCACGGGGAGGCAGAGGCCGAGGCCGGGGACGUGGAGGCUUCCGUGGCCGUGGACCUAGAGGUGGUGCGCCGCCGCCAGCCGCGCAGUAG